CACCCGGCGUCCUCACGCGCGCGCGCGCAUACACCUGUCUCGCUGGAGUCCUAGGGCUUCGAGCUCCGCAUUCCGAUCCCGCCUCCGCCGUCGAUCGGCGCGCCGGCUCUGGUGGUGCGGGGGUUGGUUUGGUUUUGGUGUGGGGGGAGGCGGCGAGAUGGUGUCGGGUGGGCGCGUGGGUGGUGGAGAGGGGGAGGCGGAGCCGGAGGUGUCCGCGGCGGUGGCGGUGGAGGAGGAGGUGGCGGAGGCGCCCGCCGCGAGGGAGCUGGUGGUGGGGUACGCGCUGACGUCGAAGAAGGCCAAGAGCUUCCUCCAGCCCAAGCUCCGGGGGCUCGCCAGGAAGAAAGGGAUUCUCUUUGUUGCUAUUGAUCAGAAACGUCCACUGUCAGAUCAAGGACCUUUUGACAUUGUUCUGCAUAAGUUGACUGGAAGGGAGUGGCAACAGUUAUUGGAGGAAUAUAGGGAGGCACACCCAGAAGUUACUGUUCUUGACCCACCAGGUGCCAUAGAACAUUUGCUCAAUCGUCAGUCUAUGCUUCAAGAAGUUUCUGAAUUGGACCUCUCGGAUUCUCAUGGUAGAGUUGGCGUUCCUAAGCAGCUGUUUGUCAAUACAGAUCCAUCAUCAAUACCAGCUGCUGUUAUGAGGGCUGGACUAUCUCUUCCAUUAGUGGCAAAGCCUCUGGUGGCGAAGUCCCAUGAGCUAUCUCUUGCUUAUGAUCCAAUCUCCUUGACAAAGCUUGAGCCACCACUAGUUCUUCAGGAAUUUGUUAACCAUGGUGGUGUUUUGUUCAAAGUUUAUAUUGUUGGGGACGCAAUACGGGUUGUACGUAGGUUUUCGCUUCCUAAUGUUGAUGAAGGUGACCUAUCAAACAAUGCUGGAGUAUUUCGAUUUCCAAGGGUCUCUUGUGCUUCAGCCAAUGCAGAUGAUGCAGAUCUAGACCCUCAUGUUGCUGAACUUCCUCCAAGACCGCUUCUUGAAAUAUUGGCAAAAGAACUGCGCCGCCGACUGGGUCUUAGGUUGUUUAACAUUGAUAUGAUUAGAGAGCAUGGGACGAGAGAUCGGUUUUACGUCAUAGACAUGAAUUAUUUUCCUGGGUAUGGCAAAAUGCCUGGAUAUGAACAUGUAUUCACCGACUUUCUGCUGAGUCUAGUUCAGGAGGAGUACAAGCGGCGACCAAGCUAUAGCUCAUGCGAGGGGUGAAACGACGAACGAGCCCUGUCAGUGUGUCCCGGACUCGCUGUGUGCAGUACAAACGUGAAUGCCAGAGCAAUGUUCCGUGAUAUAGUUGGGCAUCAGUAGUUGCGAUAAAGCAGCGGUGACUGUGUCAAACUGUAAAUUAUUAAUUCGCAUUUGCUAAACUGUUCUCAAAUAAUUUUGUUCGGCUAAUCAAUGAAAUUAAGAUGUUUUUACCUGCUACAAAUAUGCAAAAUAAGUGGCUGUUUUGCUUGGUUCGCACCGUCACAAA
Oryza brachyantha (malo sina) is the source of this 1466-nucleotide messenger RNA. Its product is annotated as inositol-tetrakisphosphate 1-kinase 3. The record is from RefSeq and is a predicted model, not a curated record. Gene Ontology annotation, biological process: inositol trisphosphate metabolic process. Gene Ontology annotation, molecular function: magnesium ion binding; inositol-3,4,5,6-tetrakisphosphate 1-kinase activity; inositol-1,3,4-trisphosphate 5-kinase activity. Gene Ontology annotation, cellular component: cytoplasm. The coding region runs from base 158 to 1201 and encodes 347 amino acids. The transcript is spliced from 10 exons. NCBI's taxonomy places the organism in Eukaryota, Viridiplantae, Streptophyta, Magnoliopsida, Poales, Poaceae.